AUGGUCCAAACAAACAAAUAUGGGCAAGUGGUGGGUGACAAUGUGUUGAACUGUGCUGAGAGAAAAAUACCGCAACCAAUUGUUUUAGAAGGCCAAUACUGCAGACUGGAACCUCUGAAUGUUGAAAGACAUAGUAAAGACAUUUUUGAGGCGUUUUCCAAAGCAGACGUUGACCAUCUCUUAACUUAUUUGGCCGUGGCUCCGUUUCAGACCCUCAACGACUAUGAAAAGGUUAUUAGAAAUUUCUUGAACACCGAACAUAGUGUCCAUUAUGCCAUUGUAAAUGGAAAGACCGGACGCGCCUGUGGAAGCAUUUGUUUGCAAAGGAUUGAUGUUCAGAAUGGAGCCGUCGAAAUAGGUUUCGUGAUGUUUUCACCUGAACUCCAGCGCACUGUCAUUGCUACAGAGGUCCAAUAUCUACUCCUGAAAUACGUAUUCGACGGAUUAGACUACAGAAGAUGUGAAUGGAAAUGCGACGCUUUGAACGAACCGUCAAGGAAUUGCGCACUGCGACUCGGUUUCAAGUACGAGGGACUCUUCCGUAGGUCUGCUAUAUACAAAGGCCGGAACAGAGACACCCAGUGGUUUUCUAUUGUAGAAGACGAGUGGCCCGCCGUUCGCCAGGUCUUUGAGUUGUGGUUGAGUCCAGAGAACUUCCAAGAUGGAAUGCAAAAGCGAAAGCUCUCGAACAUACGAGAGAGAGUUCAAUGUGGUGGGACCUAA
Molecule: messenger RNA, 723 nt
Organism: Lachancea nothofagi CBS 11611
Lineage: Eukaryota; Fungi; Ascomycota; Saccharomycetes; Saccharomycetales; Saccharomycetaceae
Source: the annotation of a GenBank genome assembly